This is a messenger RNA of Hyalella azteca, 3938 nucleotides long. RefSeq names its product adenylyl cyclase-associated protein 1 (gene capt). The record is from RefSeq and is a predicted model, not a curated record. The coding region runs from base 35 to 1819 and encodes 594 amino acids. The transcript has 12 exons. Gene Ontology annotation, biological process: regulation of adenylate cyclase activity; cytoskeleton organization; cell morphogenesis. Gene Ontology annotation, cellular component: cytoplasm. Gene Ontology annotation, molecular function: adenylate cyclase binding; actin binding. Lineage: Eukaryota; Metazoa; Arthropoda; Malacostraca; Amphipoda; Hyalellidae.
GAACUUUCAGUGUAUAUGUUCUAAUGUAAACAAUAUGGGAAGCUCGUGUAGCUGCGUGACGCGUGACCAGAAAACCCCACGAGAACUGAGAACUUUAGAGAACAAACUACCAGUGAGUCCAGUAACUCCUGAGUACGGCCCGAGUUUGGGUUCUCAGAUAGCCCUCAACGGAAAUACACCUCGCGUUGUUAACAGAGAACAGGAACACUACGGCACAACAGUGACUAUAAGUGCAACAGAAGCCAUGCAUUUAACUGAACAGAAGGAGAGACGCGACCAAAUAAACAUGAAACUAAGAGAAGGCGACAAAAACACCGUCAAUGGCGGUGACCGAGACCGGGCGCCUGAACCGGUCCUGCGACCACGGGACCCACACACCGAGGCCGUCGUGGAGAGAGCCAAGCGUCUCAGUAACAGACUUAGCUCCAUGACCAGCUCCUGGAGGAAGGAGAGGGAGGGAACCAUGGAGGAGGGGGCGCCGAACCCUGGUGAACUAGCGGCGACCCUGGGGAGAGUGCUGGCAGGAGAAAAUAACAUGGCGGAGUUAACUGCACUCGUCACUCGACUGGAAGCGGCCGUUGCUAAACUCGAGGCCCACGGGGCAACCGUCGGCGGUCCCCCCCUGCCCCCACCCAGGAUGGCCAAUGGUUGCACUGCUGCUGUAAGAAUUCACAAUCGAGUGUGGCAGCAAUGGGGUGAACAAUCUACGGUGCCAUUUGUGGUGGCAUUUGACACUCUCCUGUCUGGACCCUUCAAGAUCUUUUUGGACAAGAGCAAUGCCAUAGGUAAUGAUGUGGCUGCCAUGUCAAAACUUGUGGAGUCUGCAUUCAGGACUCAGCGAGCCUUUCUUGUGAUGGCUGCAAAGAGCGUUAAGCCUUCAUCUGAUCAGCUGCCUAAGGUUCUUGAAGCAACUGGCCAGCAGAUCCAAGAGGUGAUCAAGUUCCGGGAAAGCAAGCGCUCGUCGCCACAGUUCAAUCACCUGAGCGCCGUGAGCGAGAGCAUCCCUGGUCUGAGCUGGGUGGCCGUGGAGCCUGCGCCCUCCCAGUACUGCAGGGAGAUGAUGAAUGCUGCUGUCUUCUACACCAACAGAGUUCUUAAGGACUUCAGGGAGAAGGACAAGCUGCAUGUGGAGUGGGUGAACGCCUACACGAGUGUGUUCAGUGAGCUCUGCGACUACAUCAAGGAGUACCACACGACGGGGGUGUCCUGGAACCCAAGAGGGGGGGCUGCGGUGGCUGCUCCUCCCCCACCCCCUCCCGGAGGCAUACCGCCCCCUCCCCCCAUGGUGAAGCUGGAGCCCAAGGCCAUCGAGGUGGACGCCUCGGCGCAGCUCUUCCAGGAGAUCAACAAGGGACUCGAUAUCACCUCCAAGCUCAAGAAGGUUCCUGAUGACCAGAAGACCCACAAGAACCCCGGGCUGCGUGAAGGCCCCAAGCCGUUCAUCAAGAGCGCCUCCCCGCAGCCCAAAGCCCCCGUCCAGGCCGUGGCCAAGCCCCCCAGGCUGCAGCUCGAGGGGAAGAAAUGGUUCGUGGAGUAUGAUGAGACUGGUGUUGCAGGUAACCACAAUUGCCAGAGUUGCCAAGCCCAGGUGCUGGGUCAAGUCCCGACCAUCGCCAUCGAGAAGACCGACGGCUGCAUGGUCUACCUGAGCGAGGCGUCACUGGGGGCUGAGAUCAUCACUGCCAAGAGCUCCGAGAUGAACAUCCUCCUGCCGACUGGCACUGGCGAGUUCAGUGAGCACCCUGUACCUGAACAGUUCAAGACGCUCGUCCGUAACGGCCAGCUCGUCACCACCUGCACCGAGAAGGCUGGCAACUAGAGCACGUCUAGUGGUGCUCUAGAUGGCAACCAGUGCACGUCUAGUGGUGCUCUAGAUGACAACCAAUGCACGUCUAGUGGUGCUCGUGCUGGCAACAGAUCGAGCGCGUCUAGUGAUGAUGGUGCUCUAGAUGCCGUUCGAUAUCGUCGCUGUAAUAUUAGUUAGGCAUCACCUACACCGACAAGGCCGUCGACUAGAGCGUCUUUAGUGGAGCUCUCGAUGGUAUUUGGAGCACGUCUAGCCAUGAUGGUCUAGAUGUCGCUUCAUCCCGUCUCUAUAAUAUUAGUUAAUUGCUUAAUUUCCCUUCAUUAGUGGCUAGACACCACGAUGCAUUGACUUGUGUUGUGGGGCGAUUAUGCGCGAUUGCAUUCAUAGCUAAAAGCUGUUUUCAAAUCUCCUCUCCAUUAGUGGCUUAUACUGCAGUACUUACACGCUAGCUUUAACAAUGAGGUCAUGUUGCUCCUUUCUCUAAUUUAAUUAGACAAAAAUUUAUUCUAUGGAUCACCCGUCGUUUGCUGUGCUCUUUAGUAAAGUUACGAACUCCCUGAAAUUGAGCUUUGCAUUCACGUCCAUGGAUCAGUCAUUCGUAAUACUUCGAUGUCCGCGGAGUAUUUUAAUUAGAUAUUAAUUGCAUUUAAUAAAUGAACAAUUUUAACAUCGUAUGCAGUGAGGGAUAUGUUGGUCAGGGAGUUUAUUUUCUGAGUAAUUUUGCCAAAACCACCAAUGAAAAUUCUUCCAUCCUGACUUUGCUAAAUUCACCAAGUAACGCAUGAACCUCAAUUGACCAUGCAAGUAUCAACUUUACAUUGCUGGACUAAGCGAGUAUCAACUUUACAUUGCUGGACUAUGCUAGUAUCAACUUUACAUUGCUGGACUAUACGAGUAUCAACUUUACAUUGCUGGACUAUACGAGUAUCAACUUUACAUUGCUGGACUAUACGAGUAUCAACUUUUCAUUACUGGACUAAGCGAGUAUCAACUUCACAUUGCUGGACUAUGCUAGUAUUGACUGGUAAAGUAGGACCAUGUGAGUAUCAACCUAUGUAGCUGGACCAUGCAGGUCAUCACAAGUCCUUGUGACGUGACCACCUGUUGCUUACUUCAGGAUUUUUCUCCCAUGCAUUUGAGGGACGUGGUCAGGAGUGCAGGGUUCCUACAUAUUCGUAUAUUAUCGGACCCUUAUUUAUGUUUAAUGAACUAAAUUAUUUUCUUUAGAUUCAUCUGCUCAGUUUUAUGUUCUUUUGUUAUGUAUGUGGAUUUAGAACUAAUGUUGUUUGCAAUGUAAUUUUCGUAUAAUUUUUUCAUUAUGUAUAUUAAUAUUAAUCUCUUUUGAGUUAACUGAUCAAUUUUAAUUUGUAUAAUAUUUUAGUGGAAGUAGUAUUGAAUUUGUGGCUUGCACUUCGUUCGGUUCUUGCUUUUUGAAGCUGUUCUCUUGUUUGAUUAUUUAUUUACUAAUCAUAGCAGCUAGGUGCUUUCUGCGAUUGUGUUUCGAAAUUACAUUUAUUAUCUUUGUUUAUAUUUGCUUGGCAUUAUAACACGUUGAUGACCUUAAACUAUUCUGACCAUCAGCAGCAGUUGUGUUGCUCUUUCUCCGCUGGUUUUUUCCUUAACAUCAAUGAAUGUCACUUGCCACUCUGAACGAGUCUGUUUGUACAGUAACUUGACUUGAUGUCCGUAACUUGAGGCAGUGUCUGUAACUAGUGGCGGUGUCUGUAACUAAAGUCAACGUUGGUAACGAGACGACAUCUAUAGCUGCUAGCGGGCUACAUGAAGUCAUUUUUCGACACAUGAUCAAGCGCCUGACUUCGCUAUAAUCAGCAUGCUCGAGUACCAAACUAUUCUGCGAGUGGAACAUUUUUUUUAUUUGAAAGUGAACUCUUAUGGUCAGACUCGUCAGAAGUCACAAUAAAUAGUGGAAGUUGUCAAGGUUUUCCUAUGUUCUGAUGUUUUUCGUAUUGCGAUAUAGAAUCGAGUUUAUUCUAGAACAGUUUUUAGUAACUAAACAAGAAGUCGGGGUCCAGGAACGCACUGUAAGUGAACGGUGCUUUUUGCACUGCUUGGACAAUACUCUCUCUUAGGAACUGCUCUUGCAUUUUAAAUAAAAUGAUUCUUGAAAUAA